This is a messenger RNA of Caenorhabditis bovis, 957 nucleotides long. Lineage: Eukaryota; Metazoa; Nematoda; Chromadorea; Rhabditida; Rhabditidae. The record is from the annotation of a GenBank genome assembly.
AUGACUGUCGGUGGCCCAGUUAUUAAGCUUUCGAAUGGCGUCGAGAUGCCUGCUGUCGGUUUAGGAACCUGGCAGUCUGCCCCAGCUGAAGUAAAGAAUGCCGUGAAAGUUGCAGUGAAGGCUGGAUAUCGCCUUAUCGACACUGCUUCCGUUUACCAAAAUGAGGAAUCAAUUGGAGAUGCUAUCCAGGAGCUCAUCAAGGAAGGUGUUGUCAAGAGAGAGGAGCUUUUCAUUACGACUAAGGCUUGGUGUCACGAAUUGCCACCAAACAAGAUUGAAGGUGCUCUUCGCGAAUCGCUUAAGAAGCUUAAGUUGGAGUAUGUCGAUCUCUACUUGGCUCAUAUGCCAGUUGCUUUCACUGACAAUAUGAGCACUCCUCUCAACGACGUCACCGUUGAGCAAAUCUGGCCGGGAUUCGAGAAGGUUUACGAGUUGGGCUUGGCAAAGUCAAUUGGGGUUUCCAACUGGAACAACGAGCAAAUUGCAAGAGCUUUGAAAAAAGCUACAAUUCCAAUCCACAACUCUCAAGUGGAGCUCCACUUGUAUUUCCCACAACACGAACACGCCGAAUUUUGCGCAAAUAACGGCAUUGUCGUCACUUCUUAUGCGACUCUUGGAAGUCCGGGGCGAGUCAACUUUACUCUCCCAACUGGACAAAAGUUGGAUUGGGCUCCAGCUCCUGCCGACCUCGAGGAUUCCAAUGUUCUCGCACUCGGCAAGAAGUAUAACAAGACUCCGGCUCAGGUCUUGUUGAGAUAUGCUCUCGAUCGCGGUUUCGCUAUAAUUCCAAAGUCGGUCAACGAGAACCGCAUCAAGGAAAAUUUCAAGCUGUUUGACUUCAAACUCACUCAAGACGAUAUUAAGCUGCUCGAGUCUUCGAAGCAAAACGUUCGUCUAUUCCUCCAGGACUUCGCUGUUGGACACAACGAAGACCCCUUUGCCAACGAGAGAAAAUAA